CGGUGGAUUAGCGAGCCUGGGGAGAUGCGCUCGGCGGUGGAUUAGCGAGCCUGGGGGGACGCGCUCGGCGCCGCGCUCGGGGCUCGGGGGCGCGCUCGGGGGCGCGCUCGGGGGCGGUGGAUUAGCGAGCCUGGGGGGACGCGCUCGGGGGCGCGCUCGGGGCGGCCAUGAGGGCGGCGGGGCCGUGCGGGGAGUGCGGGGAGACGGGCACGGGCCGGUACCGGUGUCCGCGCUGUGCCAGCACAUACUGUUCCGUGCGGUGCUGCCGGACCCACCGCGAGCGCUGCGCGCCGCAUUCCAGCCAGGAGCGGGACAGGGAGCGGGGCAGGGAGAAGGGUCCCCCCGCGGCCCCGCCGAGCCCCGCACACGGCCCCUGGUCCCUGGAGGACAUCCUGGGCGAGGAGGAUGAGCAGGACCGCGUCCCGCUGCAGAAACUCAAGCUUUUAGGGGAAUCAGAAGAACUGAGGGCUUUGCUGCUGAACCCACACCUCCGGCAGCUGCUCCUCACCAUCGACCAGGCAGAAGACAAAAGCUCCCUCAUGAGGAGGUUCAUGCAGGAGCCCCUGUUUGUGGAGUUUGCAGAUUGCUGCCUGAGGAUUGUGGAGCCUCCCGAGAAGGAGAACAUCCUCCCCGAGUGAGCACCUUUUCCUUUCCUUGAGGUUCUGUGCUGCAGAGCUGCUCCAUUCUGUGUCUUUCCUCAGGGUCUGGUCACUUUGCCCCUGGAUUUCAGUGCUCUGAUUUCAAUUUGGAGUAGACAGAGAUUUUUAGAGACUUGGGGGUUGAACCUGACACUCUGCAGACCUGCUUUGUGUUGGUACAGAAAUAUUGGCAACCGUGGCAAAUGUUACUUCACAGUGACAAUAUUAAAUAUAUUUGCAUUUAUUUUAAUCGACAAA
Molecule: messenger RNA, 896 nt
Organism: Pseudopipra pipra
Lineage: Eukaryota; Metazoa; Chordata; Aves; Passeriformes; Pipridae
Gene: ZNHIT3
Product: zinc finger HIT-type containing 3
Exons: 4
Coding region: 168-638 (156 amino acids)
Molecular function (GO): protein binding
Source: RefSeq, a predicted model, not a curated record